UCCGUAUUUAUAUUAUGGUAUACUCCUCCUCCUCCUCCUUGGACAAGCCCUAUUCAAUCCUGUCAUCAUGGACUGCACUACCCCUGUAGCCUGUCUAAACUGCCGAGACAAGCAUCUGAAAUGUGAUGGCAAUCUGGCUGGGUGUACUCGAUGCCAGUCGCUUGGUCUUCCGUGCCACUUCAUUCCGUCUCGCCGUGGUCGCAAAUGUCGCCCAGCCUUGCCAGCUUCUUCCAUUUUAUCACUCGCCUCACCUAUACCAUCGAAGUCAAUGCCUGAGGUGAAUGAGCAGCAUCUACAACACCACGAACAGCCACAAUCACAUGAACAGGAUUUGCAGCAAUGCGCUUCGCUCCGGGGACGAGAACAAGGCUUGCAGUUGAUUUCCCUCUACUACCUCCACUUCCACCAGGCACAUCCUUUCCUGCCCCCAAUGGAAACUCUCCUAGAAUCCAAUCCCCCUUCUUACUUACUGGAUAUCAUCGAGUUUACCAGCCUACAUUAUUUAUCGCCUCAGUUUUUCCAUGACAGCAGCAAGAUACUACUUCUGGCGGUGCAGGCCGCCGAUUUGACAGUCGGAAAGACGCAGGCCUUCCUGCUUCUGGCCAUCGUACAGCACGGGCGACAGCAAGCCCACGAGGCCCGAUCUUGUCUCGGCCAGGCUCUUCAGUGUGCGCUGGAAUUGGGUCUGCACCGUCGCGAGGCUUCCGACGCGCUUAGCGUAGGCGCUCCCUUGAGAGCCGAGAGCCUCCGACGGACGUGGUGGGAGAUUUUUGUGGUUGAUGUACUACUCGCAGCUGUUCAGGCCGAUGGAUACCUCCAGUUUGAAAUGAGAGAAACGCCCCAAGUCCCCCUUCCCUGCGGACCCGAAGAGUAUCAGUCAGGCUGUAUUAUGAGUACUCUCCCGCCCACCCUCGGCGACAUGGAACACAAUAGUCUGUUUUGCGGAGAUUACGAGUUCUCUCCCUGUGCUUACCGGAUCGAAGCCGCCAUGAUGCUGCGGAAAUGCUUGCGCGCCGGCGAGUCGCAUAUCACUCAGGAGACGCUUGACGUACUCACCGCCGCCAUCACCGCUUGGUUCCAUCGAUUGCCAUCCAGUCAACGCCCCAUUCUUCAGUCGAAUGGUGUUCUGGAGGAGGUAAUGAUGCAGGCCGUGAUGCUGAUGCACUGCGCCAGUAUCUAUCUGCACUUCCCACGUUCCUGCCUUUCGGCCUUUCUUCCCAUCACCGGCCGGGUCCUUUGUUCGUCGCCGCCCGCACUCGUCACCACUUCCCGGGACCCUCAAUUGCACACCGCAAAAGUAGCGGAGAGUGCCGUCCAACUCUCCCGACUUGCGUCAUUGUCGCCCUCGGUCAUCAACCACAGCCCGUUCUUUGGUUGCACACUGGUGAUAAGCUCCGUGAUACACGUAGCACUCAUUCUCAGCGAUGGCCUGCAACCACCGGGGCCGAGGCAGCAGUAUUUGGCGCUGAAUUUGGGGGUCCUCAGAUCGAUGGGGGAGGCGUGGCCCAUUGCUGCAAGCGCGAUGCAACGAAUUCGUCAGGCUGUGAUUGAGGUUCACGCAGCAGUCUCGUGCGACACUCGUCCCCUGCUGGACGUUUUUUCUCCCUCCACGUGAGGUUUUGUCCACAAAGACGGGCCAUCUUGGCCCGAAUUCAGCGCUCUGUAUUUGUUCACCGAUCCUUGACGCAAAUAUUAUUUUGUUGAGGGUUCCUUGUGGGCAUCGCCUGUAGCACCCCACGCUAGGAAUCCUUCAAGACCGAGGCCAAGAUUUGCCACCUAAAGUAAUUUAUCUAU
Aspergillus aculeatus ATCC 16872 is the source of this 1794-nucleotide messenger RNA. RefSeq names its product fungal specific transcription factor domain-containing protein. Gene Ontology annotation, biological process: DNA-templated transcription. The coding region runs from base 269 to 1615 and encodes 448 amino acids. NCBI's taxonomy places the organism in Eukaryota, Fungi, Ascomycota, Eurotiomycetes, Eurotiales, Aspergillaceae. The record is from RefSeq and is a predicted model, not a curated record. The transcript has a single exon. Gene Ontology annotation, molecular function: DNA binding; zinc ion binding.